Patiria miniata (bat star) is the source of this 1545-nucleotide messenger RNA. RefSeq names its product probable enoyl-CoA hydratase. Bases 89 to 997 code for a protein of 302 amino acids. The record is from RefSeq and is a predicted model, not a curated record. The transcript is spliced from 7 exons. Lineage: Eukaryota; Metazoa; Echinodermata; Asteroidea; Valvatida; Asterinidae. Gene Ontology annotation, molecular function: catalytic activity.
UAUUACACAUCAGUAGCAGCACAGGCUCCCAGAUCAAAGCUGUAUUUUGGUUUUAUUCCGAACUUUUUCAGCUGUAGGUUGUGCUUAAAUGGCGAGUUUCACAAGACUUGGUGUUCUUUGUCGACAUAUUAUUCCACAGAAAGGCACAAACAGGGUUCCUUGUGUCGUUAAUACUGUACUGCAACGCCAAAAUGUAUCUUCGACCGCAGGAACAGAGGACACCGUUCUGACAGAGAAACGAGGAAAUAUAUUGUUAAUUGGAUUGAACCGACCGGAGAAUCGCAAUGCGGUGAACCGCGAGACAGCACUGCGUCUGCGUCUCACAUUUGAAAACUUCAACAAAGACACAGACUUGAGUGUCGCUGUGUUCUAUGGAGUGGGUGGAACAUUUUGCGCCGGCUUUGACCUCAAGGAACUGUCUUCUUAUGCUCAGUACAACCUGAAGGAACUCAACCUGGAUCCAUUUGGACCCAUGGGUCCUAGUAAGAUGCAGAUUACCAAGCCAGUGAUAGCGGCCGUCAGCGGCUACGCCGUGGCCGGGGGUCUGGAACUUGCCCUUAUGUGUGACAUGAGGGUCGCCGAGAAGAGCGCCACGUUCGGAGUCUUCUGCAGGAGAUUUGGUGUUCCCCUGAUUGACGGUGGCACGGUCCGCCUGCCCAGGCUGAUCGGCCUCUCGAGGGCGCUAGACAUGAUCCUGACUGGACGGCCCGUCAACGCAGAGGAGGCCCACAGCUUUGGGCUUGUCAAUAGAGUGGUGCCCGACGGCCAGGCCCUUGAGCAGGCCAUCAGUCUUGCCAGGCAGAUAGCCAGUUUUCCUCAGGGCUGCAUGCAGGCUGACAGGCAGUCAGCGUACUACAGCACCUAUGACAGCAAGAGCUUUGACGACGCCGUGAACUACGAGUUUAAAACAGGUUCGGAAGUCCUGAGCGCUGAGUCCGUGCCGGGGGCAACCAGAUUUGCCGAGGGGCAGGGCAGAGGUGGGACUUUUGAAACUUAGGAGCGAGCAACAACCACCUUCCACAUAGCAAUGAAAUAUUAAACUUAUUAACCCAACCUAUCCACAACCUUCAAAAUCUGCGAAGAGGUUUUAGAGGAGUUUGUAGGAUUUGGGAAGGUAGGGUUCAACUGCUAUUUCUUUAUAUCGACUAUAUUCCCAUCGGUAUCAAAAACAAAACAAAAAAUCAAAGAAACCACAAAUGGAGACUUACUAGGUGCAUUAUGAUAAUUUUGAAGUGGAACAAGAAAUUGGCAGGAAAGGGUUUGAACCUGCGGCCUCCGGAUUGCCGCUCCGGUGCUCUACCAACUGAGCUAUCACAUAUGUUGGUAGAUCCCCUGUUUAUCAGUGUCUUUGUUCAAGGGGCGUUAUAAUAAUUUGAAGUGGAAGAAGAAGGAAUUGGCAGGAGUCUGGUUUGAACCUGCAACCUCCGGAUUGCCGCUCCGGUGCGCUACCAACUGAGCUAUCACAUAUGUUGGUAGAUCCCGUUUAUCAGUGUCUUUGUUCAAGGGGCGCUAGUCACCAUAAACCUGUAUAUGCCAUGCAGCCAG